Messenger RNA from Mya arenaria, 2391 nucleotides. RefSeq names its product heat shock 70 kDa protein 12A-like. Gene Ontology annotation, molecular function: ATP-dependent protein folding chaperone; ATP binding. Bases 163 to 1893 code for a protein of 576 amino acids. NCBI's taxonomy places the organism in Eukaryota, Metazoa, Mollusca, Bivalvia, Myida, Myidae. The record is from RefSeq and is a predicted model, not a curated record. The transcript is spliced from 9 exons.
UGUAGUAUCGGUAGUAUCGACCGAAACUAUUUACAUGACACUAUGUAUUAGGACAUGCUAUUUUAAUUCAUUUAAGGCGAAAAAGAAAGAGGAAGUUCUUUAUUUCUAAAAAAGUGGUUUCCUGAAAAUCUAAUCGACAGAAGUUUUAUUGAGAGAAACGCUAUGACGGAUCAAUUUCUUGUUGCUGGUAUCGAUUUUGGAACAACAUACUCCGGAUGGUCAUAUUCGUUUAAACACGAGUUUGACCUUAACCCAACAAACGUCGCGACGAAACAUUGGCAUGGAGAACAACUUGUUUCCUCAAAAGCACCAACAUGUGUCCUGAUUGAACCUGACGGGAAGACGUUUUCUGCAUUUGGAAACGAUGCUGAAACAAAGUAUUCUCAAUUAGCAGGAAAUCCCGCAAUAUGUCAGAAAUGGUAUUUUUUUAGGAGAUUCAAGAUGAAAUUAUACAACAAGACAAUUAAAAGGGAGAUGGAAAUUGAAGACGAAACAGGAAAAAAAGUAAAGGCAACUACAGUUUUUGCUGUUGCUAUAUGUUACCUGAAAAACGACUUUUUAAGCAUUAUCAAUGAUCGAAUAUCAGGUGUAAUCAAUCCUGCUGAAAUUGUCUGGGUUCUAACAGUACCGGCAAUUUGGGAUGAUGGCGCUAAGCAGUUUAUGAGAGAAGCGGCAGUGGAGGCAGGAAUUCCUGCGGAAAAGUUGACCAUUGCGCUCGAGCCGGAGUCUGCCUCCAUUUAUUGCCGCAAUUUGCAACUAGAAAGAAGUGGUGGAGAACAUACAUUGUCCACAUUGAAAAGUGGAACCAAGUUCUUAGUUGUCGAUGCAGGAGGUGGCACUGUUGAUAUAACUGUCCAAGAGAUUACCACAAAUGGGGCCAUGAAAAACAUCUACAAAGCCAGUGGGGGAGAUUGGGGAGGAACGAAAGUGGACGAUGCAUAUAUCAAAUUCCUAGCUGAUGUUGUUGGAAAUGAAACACUGCUGGAGUACAAAAGAACACACAUGGAAGACUACUUAUAUUUGAUUUCCGAUUUCGAGGUGAAAAAAAGGGCUGUUAACUUAUUACAGAGCAAUAUUACUGUGACGUUGAGAAUCUCUGUAACCUUGUCAGAACUUGUGCAGAAAAUCAAAGGCAAGACUUUAGAAGAUCUUCUAAAGGAGUCGCAACAUUCAAGCGAGGUUUCGUUAUCUAGGGACAAAUUAAAGUUUGAAAUUGGGUUCUUCGUGACAUUUUUUAAGCCACAGAUAGACUCCAUCAUUGAUCACGUAUCCGGAAUAGUGGAGCAGCAAAACGUUAGCGAGAUUGAAGCCAUUGUUUUAGUGGGAGGGUUUUCGAAAUGUCUUUUACUCCAACAAGCUUUUAAGUCGAAAUUUAAAAGCUUUAAGAUCAUCGUUCCAAAUGAUGGUGACCUCGCUGUUUUGAAAGGCGCCGUGAUAUUUGGACAUAAGCCCGAGUUGAUUUCCCAGCGAGUGAGCAGAUACACGUAUGGCGUAGAAUCACUAUUCCCUUUUAUUGAAAAUGUUCACAAAGAAUCUUAUAAAGUGAUUUGCGAAGAUGGGAAGCCUGGAUGCGAACAUUUGUUUGACAAACACAUAACAUCUGGGCAGUACCUCGACGUUGGUGAAGCACAGGUUAAACAAGUUUACACACCAUCGACUUCAUGGCAAACAUAUAUGCCAUUCCCUGUGUAUUGCACACUUGAUCAGAAUCCAAUGUACACGACAGAUGACGGAUGCCACUAUGCUGGGACACUAACCGUUCCCUUUGAAGGAAGUGGUUUGGAUCGAGAGGUCGAUGUGAGGAUGAUUUACGGAGGUACGGAGAUAGAAGUUGAGGCCACUGAGGUUGCCACGGGGAAAGUGCAUCGCAUUAAAGUUGAUUUUUUGAGCUAAACUUUUAGAAAAAGUUCUUAACAUUUGGUAUUUUAGAAUAUCCUAUAAACUGGAACUCUAACAUUGUUUUGUUUAUUUGAAUCUUACUCAUUUCUCAGUUAAAAAAAAUAAAAUAAAAGAUUGUCUUUUUAGAUGUGAUUUUUACCAAAUCGGGUUUAUUUGACAAUAAACGUGUGAAGGACAUGUCAUAGGCCAUGCGACGGCUUUAAAAAGAUCGUUUAAAUAUUGUUCUUUGUUGAUACUCUCAAUUUCAGAUAGCAAUGUCCCCAGCGAAUCUGCCUUUUAAAAUGUAUUAAGUAUGUAGGGACUAAUGUGACAGAUACAUGUACAUGUACGUUGCAUUAUUGCGAAUGAGGUGUGUAUAAUCCAUUUAAACAUUUAUUUCGAAAAUAUAUGUAUGGACAUAUAAGUCAAUAUCAAUUAGUUUAAAUCUUUUUGAUUAUAUUCUUGUGUGUAAAUUGAUUGCUAUCAAAAUAUUUUAGUAAUGAUAUAGCUAUU